UAAUGGACAGAGGCAGAGGAACCGACAGUCAGUUCCUUGUGACAACACAACACACACCAUGAACACUAAGAUCUUGAUCGUGUUGGGCGUGGCAGCUCUGGCGGCAGCAGACAGCCGCAGCCGGGAAACCUUCUCGUAUGCUGCCCCUCGACGUUCCUCCUCUGAGUCUUUUGAGUCUUAUGAAUCUGGUGAGGCUCAGUACAACUUCAACUACGCCGUGAAGGACGACUCCUCUGGCAACGACUUCGGUCACCAGGAGACCCGCGACGGUGACGACACCCAGGGGUCGUACUACGUGCACCUUCCCGACGGUCGUCUGCAGACUGUGAACUACGUCGUGGACGGUGACUCAGGCUACAUUGCUGAUGUCAAGUACGACGGAGAGGCUCGCUACCCCGACUCAUAUGAGUCCUUCGAGUCCUUCGAGUCCCGGGAGGCUCCCCGCUACGCCCCUCCCAGGCCAAGAUACUUCGACUCCAACGAAUCCAAAUAAUUACCUGAGUGAUCACCUACAGGUGUGUCCAACACCCUCCUGACGAACCAUGGCGACUGUGUUGUAUUUUAUACACAGUGCAAACUGAAUAACAUCAUUUACUGUAUAUAAAUAUUUAUUUGAAUAAAUUAUUCUGCAUUCAA
Messenger RNA from Homarus americanus (American lobster), 636 nucleotides. Its product is annotated as cuticle protein 21-like. The transcript has 3 exons. Gene Ontology annotation, cellular component: extracellular matrix. Lineage: Eukaryota; Metazoa; Arthropoda; Malacostraca; Decapoda; Nephropidae. The record is from RefSeq and is a predicted model, not a curated record. The coding region runs from base 59 to 493 and encodes 144 amino acids.